AUGGUCAAGAUACAAGUAGUUCUGUCAAGGAUCUCAGAACCAAACAAACCAAUAGCCUUCAUGGAAGGUGCACUUUUGAACCCGUACAAAGUAGUGGCCUUUUGGAAAAAUGUCGAGAAAAGCCAAUAUAAAAUUAAAGCACUAGCUGAGAUUGGUUGGUUUGAUCAUCGUCCAGCUUUGCAAAUGAAGGUUGAAUAUACCAAAGUUCCUCAUGAAAUAAAGAAGAAAAUUUCUUGCGUUUUCUUGAAAAUGCUUAACAUGCUUGGCAUCUCACUGGAAGAGAAAAGAAACCCCUAUGACCAGAUUAAGAUGAUUACAGUUGCAAGAACUUCAGAAAAGUAUGAUGUAAUUCUCAAAACUUCACGUACAACCACCAUUUUUCCAAAUGUUCAGUUUCCAUGGUCAUUCUCUGAGGAUAGGCUUAACCCAGUCGAGCAACAACUAAGCUUUCUAGAUUUGAUAAUUGGUCGUACCCACAAAGGGAUUUGUUCAGUGUAUCGUAACAAUCUUACAACCUUUGCUGGAGCUGAAAUCCAAACCCUUCUGGUUCCAAACUGCCCUCUGAUCUUGGCUAAGAAUCGUUAUAAGCAGUUCUCUGUGAUGAUGAUGCAGCGAUCCACCCAUGAUAUCACAAAAGACCUUAUAUUUGCUAGUAAUGGCCCAGAAAUUAAAUUGUCAGUUAAAGAAGGAGCCUAUCAAGUAGAAGUUGAUCAUGUUGAAGUGCCUCUAUCAUCUCUUCCAUAUCGCUUUGAAGGACAUGGUUUAACCAUUGCCAUCACAGAGAAAAAUGGUCAACUUGUACUGAAGGCUUAUGAUGAAUUAACUUGCUACUAUGAUGGACACAAUAUCACGAUUGAAGUAGACUCCAACACAAUGCAAGAACAACUACAGGGGCUAUGUGGUCAAUUUGAUGGUGAAAAGGAAUUCCAGACUCCAAGUGGACGUAUAGCUAAAAAUGCAUUGGGUUUUGUUCAGUCUUGGGUGCACACUGAGGGACCCUGUGAUGGAGACUGCAACCUGCGGUACUCACAUGUGAAACCUGAACAUACGAUCGAGUACCUGGGUCAACAAUCAGAAUGUUUCAGUGUUGAGUCUGUGCUACAGUGUAAAGAGGGCUGCUUACCAACUGCUACCGUCUCCAUUCCUGUUGCCAUGCAUUGUCUGCCAGCUGGUUCCACAACAAACUUACUUGAUACACGGGCGAGACUAGACCAGAAGUCUGAAGAUCUGGUGCAUUCAGUCAAAGUUCACACAUUGUGCUCUUGUAAAAAUCGACGAUGUGCCUCAUAAGUUUCUGGCCCAGCAAAUUAGAAAUCUAUACUGUUGUGUGCAGUCAGGAUGUUUAUUCCAGGCAGCUGCACAAAUGUUAAUUUAAGUAUUUUAAAAGUCUUACUAAAUCUUCCUGAAGAAGUCUGACCUUGUAAAGAAAGUCUAACCAUAUCCUUGUAGAAACAAGGUUAACUAUUAAUGAAACAUAUGAUUUCCUAAUAAACACUGGCAUUCAAAAGGAAAAAAAA
Molecule: messenger RNA, 1517 nt
Organism: Heteronotia binoei (common prickly gecko)
Lineage: Eukaryota; Metazoa; Chordata; Lepidosauria; Squamata; Gekkonidae
Product: vitellogenin-2-like
Exons: 10
Coding region: 1-1290 (429 amino acids)
Biological process (GO): lipid transport
Molecular function (GO): lipid carrier activity
Source: RefSeq, a predicted model, not a curated record